CAAGCAAAGCUGGACACAGUUGUCUGGUAGAGUCGGCUGGGGAACAGGGGUUAACAGACUUCUUUCAGUCAAAUGGUGUUGUGCGCGUCUAUUUCACAUGCACAUGAGUCACAAAAAUCAGAGGUGACAGGCUCAAUGGAUCCUCAAAAUCAAUUCCAAAGCCUCAACGCCGAUGAGCAGCAGUUGGAGAACUUCAAUCUAACUGAAUGGAUUGGCAUGGGGAGAAGCAGCACUCUCAACCCGGCUAAGCGGCGGCUCUGGGACUGGAUUUGUCUUUUAGUGCUUUCUAUGUCCUUGCUACUCCGAUCAGCGUGCUGCCAAACAUGCCGUAUUCAGCGUUGUAAUGCAGAGUACGUGGCCUCAUUUUCACCCUCCGGUGGCCUGCAAGAGGAGCUGCUUCCAGAUGUGGACUACUGCACGGCACUGAGGGCCUACUCCUUGUGUACCCGUCGGACUGCUCGCGGCUGCAGAGGGGACCUGGUCUACCACUCCGCUGUAUUCCGCAUCAAAGAGCUCUUUGCACAGCAUAACUGCUCCAGCGACGGCCCGACAUCGUCGGCCAAAGCACCCAGCACUUCUAGACCGCCCGUGGUGGACGUCUGUAAUUAUGAAAGUCGGGUGCUUGCAUCGGGCCCAGCGGCCCAGCAGAAAAAGUACGGACAUUGUGGAUUAUUCGGGGAUCCACACUUGCGGACAUUUCGGGAUGAGUUUCAGACGUGUAGGGUGGAGGGGGCUUGGCCACUCAUCCACAACCGAUAUCUUUCGGUUCAAGUUACAAAUGUGCCGGUCAUUGAAGGGUCAAGUGCUACGGCAACCAACAAGAUAACGGUCAUCUUCAAGUCCUACCAUGACUGCACCGAGCAGAAGGUUUACCAGGCCACCACAGAGGACCUGCCUUCAGCAUUCCAGGAUGGCACGCGCAGCGGUGGUAAAGGAGACAGUCUGUGGAUCGUAGAGGGAAGCGGAGGUCUCGGCAUCCGGCAGGUGAAGAUCCACGCUCGAUACCUGGGCACGUCCAUCAUCGUUCGCCAAGUGGGCCGCUACCUGACUUUCGCUAUCCGCAUGCCCGAGGACUUAGCGGAGGAAAACGGCGGCCUGCAGCUGUGCCUGCAUGGCUGUCCUCGCAGCGAGGUCAUCAAGGCCCACGUGCUCAACCGCCAACAGAGUCUCCGUCCGCCACGACUUACGGGGGGCUGGUUUGGCGAUGGCGCCGAGCUGCAGCCGGGCCUCUCGGCGCAUGUGGACAUGCUAGAACGCGCCACUACAAAGUGCAGAGAGAUGCUGCAGGUAGAGGACGUUUAUUUCCAAUCGUGCGUGUUUGAUCUUCUCACGACGGGCGAUCCGGAGUUCUCCAUGGCUGCUUACGGCGCCCUGGAGGAUCUGAAGGCACUUCCACCCAGCACUCUGAAACAGAGCUCACCCAGGACUCCGCACAUUUUUAACACGGGAACAGUAGUUACACCAUCUGUUUAUGCAGCUUUGCUGCUGCUUUUGCUGUUGAAUUGAAAGCGCUGGUCGAGGCGACCCUCGAAAACACUUUUGGAAAUCGACCUUGUUCAAGUUUCACAAUUAGAUUGAUUUAAAACUAUACGCCAGUAAGAAAAACUGAAACCGGCACUUAAGUGCUAAGUGAAAAUAGACCCCGAAUCCUUGUUCUGCCAUUUAAACACGUGUUUAUCCUUUGGAGCGGGAUAACGGCGAAACACUCCAGGCUUUCUGAAUGUGAAAUCAACAGUGGCCCUCUAAUCUGGAAAAGAUGAAGGCAGCUAAUCUGCAUAUCCUUUAGAUGAUCACAGAUUCAAGUCUCACCAGAGAGGAGACCUGUGAUAAGGACAUGAAGCUUCUAUUGAAAAGUAUUAAGAGACAGUGAGAGGUGGCCUAGGGCGCACCGUGAUGCGCAUCUUCCAGAAUCACACGAGUUUAGUUGCACUUCACAAGCGUGGAAGGUUAUUGAAAAUACAUGAUAUGUUCACGGGAUCCAACAACUACUGGAAAUGCUACCUAUCCAUAUACUUUUAGGGUUGCCAACAUCCAUAAACAAAGCUACAAAUGUACAGUCACGUCAACCAGACACAAACUGACCUCCUCAAGCUGCUCUGCUUAUUAUGGUUCAAAGAAAACAAAACAAAUUCUUUAUAUAAUAAUAUAUUGAAAGAGUGUAUAUAUGUUUUAUAAUGUGUACAUUCACCUGUGUAUAGAUGAAAAUGUUUUAAAUUGGACGUUUUGAAGCGGUUUCACCUAGCUAGAUAUUUUUUUAGUUUGUAAAACGUAACUAAUAUGUGAUGCAUUGUAUAAUCUGUUUUCCAUAUUAAAAAAAGAGUUGUGACAGUAUGUGGUCUUAUUUAUGUCAUACGUUUCGUGACCAAACAAGUUUUGGUUCCCAUGUUGUUUCAGAAAGGUUUGUUUUGGUAACAAAAUGGGUCCUAAAACAAUCUCAUUUGGUUCCAAAAAAAUGAAUUAAAAACAAUUGGGAACCUGAUGCUUUUUUUUUGCAUAUAGUUUCUUCUACAGUUUAGCCCUUUAGUCAUUAUACAAAAUUAUUAAAAUCACACAGUAACCAUUUAAAAAGGUUUAAGCAUAAACAGUAAGUUGCCUUAUUGAUCGUUUUGCUGAAUGUAAACAACACUGGUGCACUUCUAGUUUUUAGUUUCUUAAUAAUUUCACAUAUAAGUAUAAAAUGUUAUUUUAACAUAGAUUCAGUUCCAAAUGUUAUGUUAGUUAUAUUUUGUUCUAACAUUUGUGUAGGGUAGUGUAGUGCUUCCCGACCGGUGUUGUUUACAUCUUGCAAAAUGGUCUGUAGGCAGCGCUUUCGUUUUUUUUCCCCUAGACUGAGCUCAACCAUUUGGCCAGUGAACGAAAGCAAUUGAUAUUUGUCCAUCAACUGCUUAAAGUGGUCCAUAUGUCGGCGUGUGCGAAUAGUAUACCGCCCGACGACAUCUACAAACCUUUUUACACGUUUCCACGGUCCGCAAUAAGGAUCUUUCAGGCCUCGGGUGAAAACCGGGCUGAAAUGACAGGGUCGUGUGACGGAGAUUAAAACGUCGCCAGUUUAACCACAUUCAUCAUGCUAAACUAAGCGUUUUCCAGCGCUGCCCUUCUCUUGUACUUCGCACCUCUCGGCACUCCAUCACUCUCAUGUUUUAAUGGCGCCCAAUGCGAGAAAGAACAAGUCUGGCUGUCAGAAAUCAUCUUGUACAGGCUGCGGUAGCACAGGCCUGUAGUUAACAUGCUGACAGCUACAGUGUAUGAUCUUAUACUUCAGCAUAGUGCGUUUUUAUUGCGUUUUUACAACGUAUUUUAUGCAUCUUGUCUCGCUUUUUUCAUGCUUUCUCUAUGAAGCUUUUUCAUAUUUAUAAAUAAUAUAGAGCUGCUCUGUUUAAGGCAUGUCAUGAGGUACAUAAAGAAACGACAAUCCACUUUGUUCUUUGCUCACUUUGAUCUAAUAAACAAGGACAAUUAUUGAGCUAAUGAAUUAAAGGAAAGACUCUAGAGUGAUUAAUAUUCACACCGGGAAAUGAACGUGACAUUAAUAGGAUAGCGGGUAAGAUAAAUAGACAGAACGGGAGAUGUCUACACCUUGAUUGAUAAAUUGGUAGAUGGAUGGCUCUCUUAAACAGCUGUGUUUAAGCACCAUUAACAUUUACAGUCUCACCGAAUACUGUAAGCAUUUUUCUUCGGGCAAAAACCACAGAAAAUGUCCUGUUUGUGAUGCCUUUUUAUGGUGUCAUUGCUGUCUUUAGUAUUUUAGUAUUCGUUUAUUCACUAUUUUAUUCUACACUUCACUUCAUCUGGAAAAGAAAGGACUGACUGGAGAAAAUUCUAUAAACGUGGUACAGGUACUGCAAACCUCCCCAUCUCUAGUCUCAAGUCUCCAAUGCUUCAAACGCAUUGCGCUGUGCUCAGGUUCUACUCUGUAUAUGUGUUAAUACGUCUGUGCUAUAGAACUUUUUAACAAAUGGCCCCUCUACACCUCCAAGCCUGGAAAAACCAAGCCUGAAAAUUAGGCAUCUAUAUCAUAAAUCUUGGCAAGUUAUGAUAAUUUGCAAUUCACUCCCUCAUCAAAGGCAAUAUUACCCUAAUUUAUUAUCUUCCCGCGUGUGCGGCGCUCGGAGGCCGUGGAGAUAAGAGUCUAUCAGGAGGAGGAUUGAUUUUCAUUAACAGAUUGUAAUAAAGAUGAACUGCUAGGACUGCGCGCUGACCAAGAGCCACACUUUAUUGUAAUUGGGCCAAUUUAUUUCAUGAGCCACUGCCUCCACUUUUUAGGCUCGCCCCAUUCCUCUCUCUCCCCCCUCUCUCUCUCUUCCUCUGUUCAUUACUGUAAUGUUUCAACCACAUCCUCAUUUUUUCUUCAUAUUUCAGCUGCCGGUCAAACUGUAUAUUCAACAUUUCAUGAAUCCACCUGCAGAUGUGUCCACACAGCAUAGACUAUCUAAUCAUUUCAUUGUUAGGAAUCAUUGACAUCCAUCUCUGUCUGUCUGUCUGUCUGUCUAUCUAUCUAUCAGAUUUAUCUCUCUGUCAACUGUCUGUCCAAUUUAUCUGUCACUCUAUCUGUCUAUCUGUUACUCUAUCUGUCUGUCUAUCUAUCCGUAUGUCUAUCUAUCUAUCGAUCCAGUUUAUCGGUCUGUCUAUAUAUCUAUCUGUGUUUCUGUCCAAUUUAUCUGUCUGUCUGUCUACCUGUCCGUCUAUCCGGUUUGUCUGUCUGUCUGUCUAUCUUUCCAUCUGUCUAUCCAUCUAUCGAUCCAAUUUGUCUGUCUAAUUUAUCUGUCUGUCUGUCUACCUGUCCAUCUAUCCGGUUUGUCUGUCUAUCUAUCGAUCCAGUUUAUUUGUCUGUCUGUCUAUAUAUCUAUCUGUCUCUCGCUCUCGUUCUGUUUGUCUGUCUACCUGUCCGUCUAUCCGGUUUGUCUGUCUUUCUAUCUAUCUCUCUGUCUGUCUGUCUAAUUUAUCUGUCUGUCUAUAUAUCUAUCUGUCUGUCUGUCUGUCUGUCUGUCUCUCUCUCUCUAUAUAUAUAUCUGUCUGUCUAUCUAUCUAUCUCUCUGUCUGUCUAUCUAUCUAUCUAUCUCUCUUGUCUUUCUAUCUAUCUAUCUAUCUAUCUAUCUAUCUAUCUAUCUAUCUAUCUAUCUAUCUAUCUAUCUAUCUAUCUAUCUAUCUAUCUAUCUAUCUAUCUAUCUAUCUAUCUAUCUAUCUAUCUAUCUAUCUAUCUAUCUAUCUAUCUAUCUAUCUAUCUAUCUCACUUUC
This is a messenger RNA of Triplophysa rosa, 5235 nucleotides long. It is a transcript of the gene rgmd, whose product is annotated as RGM domain family, member D. The record is from RefSeq and is a predicted model, not a curated record. Bases 73 to 1506 code for a protein of 477 amino acids. Lineage: Eukaryota; Metazoa; Chordata; Actinopteri; Cypriniformes; Nemacheilidae. Gene Ontology annotation, molecular function: coreceptor activity. Gene Ontology annotation, biological process: BMP signaling pathway. Gene Ontology annotation, cellular component: plasma membrane. The transcript is spliced from 5 exons.